This is a messenger RNA of Theileria annulata, 2859 nucleotides long. RefSeq lists its product as uncharacterized. Lineage: Eukaryota; Apicomplexa; Aconoidasida; Piroplasmida; Theileriidae. The transcript is spliced from 5 exons. The record is from RefSeq and is a predicted model, not a curated record. The coding region runs from base 1 to 2859 and encodes 952 amino acids.
AUGAGCAAUUUACAAAAUAAAGUCGAGCUAACAGUAAAUUCUAAUGCUAGUGAAAGUAUUAUUAAUAACAAUAAUCCUAAUGUCUUGGAAUCCUCCAAUUCAGAUAAUAAAAUUAAGGAAAAUGCCUUAAACGCCCCAGUUCUAAAACAUAAAACCAACGGAAAACACCCGAAAGAAGAGGAAGAUUUAGUAGAACAAGACUUAUCAGAUGUAGAAGAUAACUAUAGAGAACCUUCAGUGCAAAGAUACCUGCCAGGCAUAUUCGUGGAUGUGGACCUGAAGACUAAUUUUUUGGAAAGAAAAGGGAAAAAAAUCGCAAUACCAAUGAUAGUGGAUUUCUACUCAGAAUGCCUAAAAAAAUACGGAGAAGAAAAAAAUUUCAUAUACGAAGAGUCGUAUUUAGAAAAUAUGAAAGGAAAAGUAGAAGAUUUCUACCCAGAUUUACCAAAGAUACCAAAAGGAGCUAAUGAAACUCUAAUUGACACUCAAAGUCAAACUAAUGUUGAUAAUAAGCAAGUUCCUAUGAGUUCUGAAGUCCAGAAAACAGUAAAUUUUGAUGAGAACCUAGAUGAUGUUAUAUGGCUUAAAAAUAGACCAAACGAUCCAUUACUCAGAUGUAUAAGGUCGAUAACCGACCGUCUUAAUAUACAAGGAAUUGUCGGAGAUCCAACAAGCUAUUUGAAGAAAGGAGGAGAUGAUAUGCACUAUGACAUGGAUGACCCGUUCUUUGAUGAUAGCGCAAUGCUGUCGGAAUUGAAAAUGAGCAAAAGUGAUAUUCUACUGAAGAGAGCAAUGGAAAAGGAAUUUUCAGACUGGAGUGAAGAUGAAGAAGACUCUGAUUACAACUAUGUUGAACCGGAGGAUUUCGUAGCGGACUACUAUAGCAUUUUCCAAAAAGAUAUCAAACAGCAUAAGGAAAUGGAAAGUGAAUAUAAUCUUUACUUUUAUCCGACGGGGUGGAGAGACUACCUUUCUAAGAUACCAAAAAGGUUCCAUAACAUAUAUGUUGAAUUUGAAAGUCAAAUAGAAAAUACAACGGAACCGAUUACAGAUAAAUUUUUGAGACUUAAAGUAAAGGAGUUGUUGGAGUCAAUAUACAAAAGACUACUUAAGCUAAAAAUUAUCCCCAAAACACCAAAAAGAACACGUAAAUCUAAGAAGAAUGAAACUGAAGAAGAACCUAGUGAAAACAACCAAGUAAAUAAUGAAGAAAACCCUAGUCAAACUGAGUCAAAACAAGACGAAAAUGAACCAGUAACAGUGGAAGAGGAUAAAACUGUAUCGAAACCUAAAACAAACCCAAAUGAAAUACCGAAGGAGAUUUUGAAGAAAAGAGGCCUGAACUGUAUGCUCCAUUAUGGAAUAAUUGAUGUAAACGGGAAGAUCUUGAGGUGGAUUGUCAAGUCCAUCACGUCAAUGACUAACGCAUAUUCGCCCUUCGAAAUACAUUGCGAAUGGUUCAACCUUGUAGUUGCAAAUAAUGAAAGGGUUCUGGCAGAACAAUCAAACAAGUUGAAAUCCAAACUUACAAACAAGUUGCAUUCACUAAAACCAAAAAAGUUAGAGAACUUGAUUUCUCAGCUUUCGGAGUCCUCCAAAACAUUGUCAAAAUCAAUUGGAAUAAUUAGAAAGGUGCUGAAGGAACAUAGAGAAGCGACAAUUAUUAAGACAACUCAAUGUUCAAAAGAAGUAAAGGAACCGACCCAAAGGAAGUCACUAAUCGAAAUUAGCCUCGACUCAGCCAGAGAAGAUCACGAAGAAUACAUGGGAUCAAGCCAGCCGUUACCAAAGCAAGUUCCAAAAGCCGAUGAGUUAGCAAAACCUGAAGAUGAAACCAUCCUACAAUUGGAAAAUAUACCAUUAUAUAGGGUUGAAGAUAUUAAUGUUUCAGAUGAUUUGGAUAAAAAGGAUACAUAUGAAAUUAAUUUUCAAGAAGCCAAUGUGAGAGAAGAAAACGAUGAUAUGUCGUGUGCCUCAUCAUCUAACUCUAGUACGCAAGAUAUCUCAUCCGUUUCUAGAAUUGAAGAUUAUACCAACAAUGGAACACCGUUGCCUAAAUCUGACCAACUAAUAAAUUUUAAAGAGACUGAUUUAAAGGAUAAAAAUGAGUCAAACUCAUUGAAUGAUUCAACUAUUAAGACUCCGAAGAGAUCAGGCCAGAAAGAUGAGGACCUGGACGAAAUCCUAAAACAGUCGAAGAUAAUGAAGAGGGUCAAGGACGUAUAUAACUUGUUCAAGCUUGUAGGUAACGAGGCUCUAGCAUUCGUGCAGGUGAAUAACCUGGCAAUAUACGUGGCAAAUAAAAUCAACGAUAAAGAAUUUAAACACGUCGUGGAUCACCUAGGACUGACUCAGAACCCAUUCGAUCAAACAUAUAGAAGACUGGGAGAGAUAGGAUCAAAAGUUAUACAAGAAUUGCAUAACUUAAAGGUUAAUUUACCAACCGAUGUGAUGAAAGUUGUGGUUAUAAAUCUACAAAACCAUCUCAAGGUGGAGGAAUUGUAUGAGAAGAAGAACAAGAAACCACUACUUCUGUUCAAUAACUCCAAAAUAAAGGCGAGUCCAGGGAAGGUUUAUUUGACUCCACCUAAGUCCAAAACACCUAGAAAGACACCUAAAGCUGAUAUAAGUAAAAACAUAAAGUCAGUGACCAGUGAAAAUGGUAGUUGGUCUAAAGAAGUUAAGCCUUCACCAAGGAAGAGGAAGGAUACUCAAAAUCUACAGCAUAGUCCCACACCUAUUAAGAACAAAGAAGAUGGGAAUAAAGAAAUCCAAGAACCGGAGAAGAAGAGAAAACGUACGCAAUCACAAAGUAGGGUUAACUCACUCAAGGAUUUGUUUCUUUCGAGACUUCGAUAA